CCUUCCUCCUUUUCGUGGGGCUCCGGACAACCCCCCCCGAUGGAAAAUUAACGGCUCUGAAUGGAUAAUCCCUCUCGGUUUGGUGUUUAAAAGUCGGACCCCCCCUCAGCCGUCCCCUCCAUCUCCGCGAAGGCUUCAAGAGGGUUCGCUGCGCGCGUUCCAGGGACACUCUCCCAGUUCCCAACUGGUGGAGACUGGAGCAGAAGAUGCAGGAGAGCUACGAGAGUGUCAUCUCUUUGGCCGAGGAGAUCGCCAUCAGUUGGCCGAGGAUCACCGCCUUCGCCGAAUCCCACCGCAGGAGAGGUUUGGUGGCCGAUGACGGUUCGUUGAGCGAAAACGAAGAGGAGGACCCACCGCCAGGAGAGCUGGAGAAGGUCGAUGCCGAGGGACCACCGCCGGCAAAGCCCAAAGGGUCCAACGCCACCGCUUCGGAGGGACCGAAACCCUCUGAGAGCCCUCAAAAACCCGAAAACCAACCCAAAAAACCUUCGGGCAAACGCCAAAGCAAAUCCACCCCCCGAGGCUUCAAGAAGUUCCCACCGCGACCUCUUCUUGGCCACAGCCGCUGCCACGACUGCGGCAAAGCGGUGCCUUUUGCUUCCACCUUCCCCAAACGUCGCCGCGGCCCCGAACGUCCCCAUCAGUGCUCCGAGUGUGGGAAACGCUUCCGCUUGAGCUCCACUCUCCUCAACCACCACCGGGUCCACGGCGCCGCCGCCGCCGAGAAGCCCUUCAAGUGCCCCGAUUGCGGUAAGACCUUCGGCGUCGCCUCGGCCUUCAUCCAACACCAACGCGGCCACGGCGGCGCGGCGCCGUGCCAGUGCGGCGUCUGCGGGAAGAGCUUCUCGGCCACUUCGGCGUUGGUGAAACACCAAAAGUUACACCUGGAGGAGAAACCCUAUAAAUGUGGCGACUGCGGGAAGGGCUUCAACUGGAAUUCCCACUUAGAGCGGCACCGGCGGAUCCACACCGGCGAGAAGCCCUACGCCUGUCCCGAGUGCGGCAAGAGCUUCAGUUGGAGCUCCCACCUCGACCGGCACCGCCGCACCCACGCCGGCGCUGCCGCCGCCAAUUGUCGCUGUAGCGAUUGUGGCCGUCGUUCGCUUUCUGGUGGCGCCGAAGCUUCCAAAGCUCCCGAGAAACCCUUCGAGUGCGGCGAAUGCGGUAAAGGCUUCGCCAAGAGCGCGGCGUUGGCCAAACACCGGCGUUCGCACGGCGCCGAGAAGCCCUACAAGUGCGGCGAAUGCGGGAAGGGCUUCGGUUUGACGGCGGCUUUGGUGCAGCAUCAACGGAGUCACAGCGCCGGCAAACCGUACCGCUGCGGGGACUGCGGCAAAAGCUUCGCUUGGAGCUCCCACCUUGACCGGCAUCGCCGGAUCCAUCUGGGAGAGAAACCUUUCCGCUGCGGCGAUUGCGGCAAAAGCUUCUCCCAAAGUUCACACUUGGAGAGGCACCAACGCGUCCACAGCGGCGCCGAACAACCGUGUCAGUGCACCGACUGCGGGAAGAGCUUUUUGGCCUCGGCCAAACGCCGGCGGGUGUUGGCGAGCGCCGGGGAACGGCCGUCCAAGUGCACCGAUUGCGGGAAGAGCUUCUUCUGGAGUCCUCGGACGCGGCCGGCGCCGGAGAGGACCCAGAAGUGUAGCGAAUGCGGGAAGAGCUUCACGUACCGCGCGGAGAACGUCAAACACCAGGGGACGCAGACCGGCGAGAAGCCCUACACCUGCCCCGAGUGCGGCAAAAGCUUCGGGCAGAACUCGGCGUUGGUGAAGCACCGGCGGAUGCACACGGGGGAGAAACCCUACAAGUGUGGGGACUGCGGGAAGAGCUUCAGCGUCCGUUCCAACCUCAUCAAACAUCAACGGACGCACCUCGGCGAGAAGCCCUACAAGUGCGGGGAUUGCGGCAAAGGCUUCAUCCAGAAAUCGGAUCUCACCAAACACCGCCGGAUGCACACCGGCGAGAAGCCGUACAAGUGUAACGUCUGCGGCAAAUGCUUCAGCGUCUCCUCCAACCUCAUCAAACACCAACGGAUCCACCUCGGCGAGAAGCCCUACCAGUGCUCCGAGUGCGGCAAGAGCUUCAUCCAACGCUCCGAGCUCACCAUCCACCACCGCGUCCACACCGGCGAGAAGCCCUACAAGUGCGCCGAGUGCGGCAAAUGCUUCAGCCGCAGCUCCCACCUCAACCGCCACCAACGCACCCACGGCGCCGACAAGGCCAAAGGCGGCGCCGAAGGUGGGAAGAGCUUCCGUUCCCACUUGGCUUUGGGCGACCACCAGCAGAUCCCCGCAGGAGACCGACCCUUCAGCUGCCGCGACUGCGGACGCCGCUUCAACCGCCGCUCCCACCUGGUGGCCCACCAGCGCAUCCACACGGGCGCCAUGCCCUACCGGUGUCCUCACUGCGGGAAGACCUGUCGCGUCUACUCCACCUUCUUCCGACAUCAGAAGACCCACACGGAUGAGCGCCCUUACCGCUGCGAGGAAUGCGGCGAGAGCUUCCGCCACAGGUCAACGUUGACCAUCCAUCAUCGCGUCCACUCUGGAGAGAAGCCCUACAAAUGUUCUGAGUGUCCCAAGAGCUUCAAGAUGAAGUGGGAACUGGUGCGUCAUGGAAGGACCCAUAGCGACGAGAGGCCCUAUGAGUGCUCCGAGUGCUUCAAGAGCUUCAAGAGCUCCUCGGAGUUGGUCCAGCAUGGUCGGACCCACAGCAACGAGAGGCCCUACAAGUGUCCCGAGUGCUCCAAAAGCUUCAAGAGCAGCUCGGAGCUGGUGUGGCACGGUUGGACCCACACCAAGGAGAGACCCUACAAGUGCUCCGAGUGUCCCAAGAGCUUCAAGAGGAGCUCAGAGUUGGUCCAGCAUGGACAGACCCACAGCGACGAGAGGCCCUACAAGUGUUCCGAGUGUCCCAAGAGCUUCAAGAGAAGCUCCCAGCUGGUGUGGCAUGGCCGAAGCCACACCAACGAGAGGCCCUACAAGUGCUCCGAGUGUCCCAAGAGCUUCAAGAGCAGUUUGGGACUCGUGCGCCACGGACGGAUCCACAGCCGGGACCGACCCCAAGGUGGCCGUUAUCUCCCACCCGACUCCCAGAGGACCUACGCUGGGAAGUUCAACCAUCCGACCUGCGGGAAGAGCUCUUCCAACCAUCGCAGGUGCUCCAACGCUGGGGAGAAAGACUCUCGCUGCCCCGAUUGUGGGAGAGGGUUCAAGCAUCGCUCCAACCUCCUCGUCCACCAGAGGUCCCACCUGAAGCAGAAACCUUUUCUUUGUCUGGAUUGUCCCAAGAGCUUCGCCUGCAGCACCCAACUCAUCCGGCAUCGGCAGAUCCACGACGAGGAGAAACCUUAGGCUUUCCAGAGCUUUUGGUUCCGGUCUUGUCUCGCCUUGCAAAGAGGCACCAAGUGAAGAUGGAGACCAUCCCAACAGGGACCUUUUCAACCUUAUUUAGGGCUUUUGACGAUGUGGAGAUGGACCUCAGGACACCUCUGAGUCAAAAUAAAAGCGU
Cuculus canorus (common cuckoo) is the source of this 3510-nucleotide messenger RNA. RefSeq names its product zinc finger protein 493. The record is from RefSeq and is a predicted model, not a curated record. The coding region runs from base 207 to 3353 and encodes 1048 amino acids. NCBI's taxonomy places the organism in Eukaryota, Metazoa, Chordata, Aves, Cuculiformes, Cuculidae. The transcript has 5 exons.